Hevea brasiliensis (rubber tree) is the source of this 5445-nucleotide messenger RNA. RefSeq lists its product as uncharacterized. Bases 323 to 5119 code for a protein of 1598 amino acids. The record is from RefSeq and is a predicted model, not a curated record. Lineage: Eukaryota; Viridiplantae; Streptophyta; Magnoliopsida; Malpighiales; Euphorbiaceae. Gene Ontology annotation, biological process: RNA processing. Gene Ontology annotation, molecular function: RNA binding; metal ion binding. The transcript is spliced from 6 exons.
AUUCUCACGCCCAGUUAAACAGAACAGAUUCAAAUUGUACCAUACAUGGAUAGACACAAACACACACCAUUAACACCUUCCUUGUUAGGGUGUAUAGAUUAAAAACCAGGCAUCACCUGAAUCUCAGUCAAUCCUCCAUGAAACCCUAGAAUUUAUAAUCCAAUUUUCUCAAUUCUCAGCCUCUGGGGUUUGUUUUUUCAUAAUUUAUGGUAUAGGAUAGCAUACUUGAUCUCUUCAUUGAUUUCCAUUGGCGGUUUGUAAGUAAAGAAUACACUGGGAGUGGGAAAGUUUGGUGGGUACUAAUCAAGUUGCAGAAUCUGAGAUGUCUAGUCAAGGGAGUUAUAAUCCUCAAUCCGGACAAGGUCCUCAGACGCCUAGGACACCUCCAUUUUUACAGCACCCACCGGCGGCGCUGCCUCCUUUACCCCACAAUUUCCAGCAAGGUCCACUGCUGCCAUCACCUCAAGUUCUACCUCGCCCUGGUCAACCUGGCCUGCCUUUAUAUCAGCAUGGUCCAAUGGUCCCACAUCUUGCAGUUAGGCAAGUUCCACCUGGGUUGCCCAACACAGGUCAACCUUAUUUGCCUCCACCGCCAACAGUUCACGGAAGUGCCUGGUUGCCACAUGUAUAUACAACUGCACCACCAAAUCCACAAGGAUUACAGCAUUCUUCUUAUUUAGCACCUGGACUCCCUCCUCCUCCUCCUCCUCCUCCUGGUUCACAUAAUAUGGAAAUGUUACAGGUCCCAUUGCCUCCUGGAAGUUUACCUCCUACACCUUCCCAUGGCCAAACGUUAUAUAGAGCUCCAAUGCAUCAGCUGCCUCACCAGCCAGUUGCUGUGCAGGGUCUACAGCAAAUUCCACCACCCCCUCCUCUUCCUCCUACUUUUUCAAGUUUUGCUUUAUCUGGGAAUACUUUAGAGGCAACAGUUGGAAACCCGGGAAUGUCUUCCAUGGUUACCACCCCACCGCCGCCUCCUCUGCCACUGCCAUCUUCUUCUCCACCACCAAUUCCACCAUCUUCACCACCUGUCUUUUCCCCAGCUUCAGUAUCUAUGCCUCUUUUUGCUGGUUCCAACGUACCCUGUGGCUCUAAUCCACAUUCUAGAACACUUUCUGGUUAUAAAUCAGGUACUCUUGGUUCUGUUGCCGUAGUCAAACCUCUCAAUGGGGGUCAGCAUAAUAUUCCUGUACACGAUUUUUCUGAGGAUGAUGGAAGUCUAUUUCUGGAAGUUAGAAGUGGCAGCAAGUUAAAUUAUCCUGGGGGAGAUGUUUUCUCAUUGAAUAGAAUUGUGGCAUCUGAUGUUCCUUGUCCACCUAAGCCAGCAGAAGAAAAAAUUGUUCAGAAGAUUGAAGAUUUAUGCCAACUCAUUGCUAAGAAUGGUUCUUCUUAUGAAGAUAUGGCUCGUCUAAAGGAAUCUGGGAAUCCAGAGUUCAAGUUUUUGUUUGGUGGUGAGCCAGGAAGUGAAGCUGCAAUUGCACAUGAGUAUUUUUUGUGGAUGAAGAAGCAGUGUCUUUUGGCAUGUAAAUCAGACAAAAUCCAGCCUGCAAUGUCAACCAAUCAUUUGAUGGUCACAACUGAACCCCAUUCACCCGCUGAUUCUGAUAUGGAGAUGGAAGAUGAUAUAACCAGGUCUGAAGUUGACCAGGCAAUGAAUCAGCCUGUUGAAAGUGCAUCUCAAGCUACUGAUCCUGUAAGCAGCAAGUUUGAUGCAAAAAAGCAGUUGCACACACUAUCAAGUUCAGCAGGAUCUCAAGCAGCCACAAUGGUUUUAUCUGAAAGACAGGGUGAAGAAGGGUCAAAGCUAGUCUCCAGUCGUGAUGAAUUAACAUUUGGGAGGUCAGUUUUCGGAGUUCAAAGCCCAGUCAAAUCUUCUACAUUCUUAGCUGAUGAUAAUAGUUCAUCUAAGGCUGCAGCAGCUGCUGAAUGCAUAUAUUCUGACAGCUAUUCGGGUCAAGUUAUGAAAGGCAGGAGCCCAUUCAGUCUCCUGCAAGACUAUGCUUCUAAUGACAACUCAGAUGAUGAUGAGGAUCCAUGUUUGAAAGAUGCCAAUCCCGAAACAGUUUCACCAUUGGUUGCAGUUGGCACGGAAAAUUUGCAUAGAGACACCAGACUUGAUUUGAAGGGGCAUACUGGAUCUAAGAGUCUCUACAAGACUGAAAGGGGGUUUGGGCUGCUUCCUGAAUCUGGCAUGUCAUAUAAAGCUCCAGACUUUUCCUCAUAUUCACAAAGAGAGGUUAAGGAGACUGUCCCAAUAUCCAUUGAUAGUGGGUUGAGCACCAAACUUAUUGAUGCUAAGUAUGACAACCAAACAUCUGUUAACAAUGCUGCUUCUCACAAUGCUUUCCCAAAAGAAGAUGUCUUGGGAGGUGGAGGGGAAAAUGCUGCUUUUAGUGGUAAAUAUGAGUACAACAAAGAUAAAAAUGAAAAAUCUACUUCAAAUGCGCAGAAAAUAGAUAGGUUUGGAAGACUGGUCAGAGAGGGUGUUACUGACAGUGAUUCUGAUGAUUCGCACCAUGCUCGUAGGCAAAAUAAAAGAGGGAGAAGCCGGAGCCAGUCACCCCUUGAUAGGAGGAGGAGGAAUCGUCCUCGAAGAAGAAGAGAAAAGAGAAGUAGAUCUCGCAGCUGGUCUCCCAGGAAUCAAAGAAGUGGGAGCAGGUCUCCCUCUUCUAGGCAUGCUGGUGAAUUUAGCAGUGGAAAUAGGAGAAGGGAAAAGGGUCAGUUGGCAGUCUGUUUUAACUUUCGUCGAGGCAGGUGCUACCGUGGAGCAUCCUGUCGUUAUAUGCACCAUGAUUCUGAGAAAAGUGAUGGAUCAAAGCGUCAGAGGAGCAAGCAACAAGAAGUGCAACUUCCUCCCAGUUCAAUGAAUUGUAAUACUCAUGAAGGUAACAAGAAACUCUCACUAAAGGUAUCAGAUCAUGGGCAGGAAAUCAUGAACCAGGAAGGGCGGAACAAUCAUGAUACAUCUGCUAGCAGCAUUUGUGCUACAAAAGAUAACACCAUUUUCCAUAACAGAAAAGAUUCUGUUUGUGAUGCGUUAGUUGAUUCCGAAAUAAUAAAAUUCGAUAGUAUUAGAGACUUUGUUGCUGAAGUGCCAAAAACUAGCUUAGUUGAAGAAAGAUCUGAAGAUGGUAAAAAUUGUACGGAUGAAAAUUUUCGGGAAGCAAUGGAAUCUGACCAACCAGUGGUGGUUGAUAUUUUUUCCUCUAAACCAGCAAGUGAUUCUAACAUCCUGAAGUCACAUGUUGAAGCUUCUCAGGAUGUAAUUUCUUCUUUGAAGGAUUCUGUGAUUCAACAAUCUCAAUCUGUUCAGUCAGAUCGAGUGCUUGAAGAUGCUGAUUAUCAAGCCCAACGAACUGAUGAUUCUUCUAUAUCUGAUACAUCACCUGAUAAAACAUCUAGAACUUCUCCAAAGAACCUUCAUUGUAGGGAAACUCUUCCAAAUUCUGCAGAUUCUGUACAUAAUCCUUCCCAGAUACCCACUUUUCAUUUUUCUGCUCCAAAUUCAGAUGCUAAUAAUGCCCCACAUAUGACACAGCUAUCAAGGGAUUACAACUUGAUGCGACGGACUGCGGCAUUUCAAUCUCAAACUGCUCCUUUGGGAAAUUUUCCUUCUAUAAUGUUGCCCAAUCAAAAUUCUCUUUUUUCUCUACCAUUAAAUACGUCAUCUGCCACAUUGCCAACACCACCACCACUAUUGCCGCCACAUGAUCCAUCUGGAAAUGCUGGUUUGCUAUUUCAGCAGAGUUGCUUUGGUUCCCAAAUAUUCUCGAAACCCUACUCAACUGAAUUGUCUAGUAAUUCUCAGGUUGGUGAGUUCCAGCAUCGAGCCUACCCUCCAUUGCAAGAGCCACAUCAACCUUUCUCACAUUUGGAAGAUUUUGGGUUGAAGCCUCCACUUGGAUGCAAUCCAUCCAGUCAACAAUUUGGAGAUUCUGUUCUUUUUGGAGAAGAUCAUUUAAAACAGCUUCCAAUGCAAGCUACAAGUGUUUCAGAUUCCUCCUUUCGGAGCAACAAUUACUUUCAACCUAUGCCCUUUUUACAGGAAGGAUCUGCAACCAAACAAUCUUUUUCUGGUGACAAUUUAACUCCAGGAGAGAUUUUGAAGUCUUUUUCUGAUAUUGAUCCAUACUUACAACAGCGACAGGCACCCUACAAUUUGCAUCAUUCUGUGCCUGAUGGUGUCUAUAGUCUGCCAGGGAAAGUUGGUUGUUCAUCUAGAUAUCCACCAGAACUUCAAGACAGAAAUCAGCCAUCACAUCCUCUUGAUUUUGGAGUAUCAAGAAAUUCAACUCACUUUAAUCCUUAUGCAUCUACUUUUGAGAAGCCACUCAGCUCCAGAUUCAGUUCUGGUGUCUUCAGGCAAGAAAAACACACAAUGUAUGGUGGCAAUCAUGAUUAUCCUUUAGGUUUGAGCCAUUCCUCAGUUGAUGAACAGGGUGUUGGAUCAAGAGAGGCAACUUCACCAACUUCUGCUAUUGGUGUUGGGAAAAUUAUUCCUACGUCAGGUGGUGACCAGUAUGAUCCACUCUUUGACAGCAUUGAGCCAUCUUCAAAAUCACAUAAGAAAUCAGAUCAUACUCAGAAGUGGAAACCCUCUGCUGACGCUAAUAUCAUUUUGAGGCUCAAAGGCUCAAACCAACUAUUGGAUGUGGAAGAGAACAACAAGAAGAAAGAGGUUGGUGGCAUUGUGCUUGCUACAUCUAUUGAUAAUGAGGAAUUUGGUGAGACAGCAGAUUUAGGAGUUGGUGUUGUUGAAAAUGGCAGCCAGAGUAAUCCCAAUGCUUUAACAAACACAAAUAUGGGUGAGGUGGAGAUUGAACAGAUCAAGUCCUCGGGGAAGAGCAAGAAGGGCAAGCAGUCCAGAUCAAAGAAGCUUUUCAAGGCUUGCCUUGCAGAUUUUGUAAAGGAGGUUUUGAAGCCAUCAUGGAGACAGGGUAGCAUGAGCAAGGAAACAUUUAAGACUGUUGUGAAGAAGACCGUUGAUAAAGUGUCAGAAGCAAUGAAGAGCCACCAGAUACCGAAGUCUAAGGCAAAGAUAAAUCGAUACAUUGACUCAUCACAACGGAAAUUAACAAAACUUGUGAUGGGUUAUGUGGAUAAGUAUGCCAAAGGGUAAAAAUACACAUUACCUAUAGUUUUUGUUGAUGAUUUUGACUGGAUGUACUUCCCCUCAUGUUUGGGAAUUCUAUGCCAUUGGAGCUGCAGAGCUUGAUUGAUCUAAUUGCAAACGCAGAGCCGUAAGGAUAGAUGGAAAAUUUUCAGGUGGCAUUAGUAGAUUGCUGGUAUUUGAUGAAACUUUUACCUGCUAGCACAGGAAUAUAUGAAAGCCCAUGACAGUAUGAAUUUAAUGGAGUAUUUCCCAACCUCAGCAAAAGUUCUGAGGGAGCUCCAAAAUGUGUUUGUAAUGUGCAUCCUUAAAUAUAAAUGUUUGCCUUUUAUUUA